This is a messenger RNA of Drosophila grimshawi, 2575 nucleotides long. It is a transcript of the gene P5CDh1, whose product is annotated as delta-1-pyrroline-5-carboxylate dehydrogenase, mitochondrial. The transcript is spliced from 8 exons. Gene Ontology annotation, cellular component: mitochondrial matrix. The coding region runs from base 195 to 1916 and encodes 573 amino acids. NCBI's taxonomy places the organism in Eukaryota, Metazoa, Arthropoda, Insecta, Diptera, Drosophilidae. Gene Ontology annotation, molecular function: L-glutamate gamma-semialdehyde dehydrogenase (NAD+) activity. The record is from RefSeq and is a predicted model, not a curated record.
AUUCUGUUCUAACGGAUGAAUACAUACAUACGUAGGCAAAGGCCAAACAAUCAUUAAGACUUCUCGUGUCACUCCCUCCACAUCGUUCGCAAAAUAAAACACACACACAAGCGACAAAAUUCUAGCGUUUGCAUAACGAGACAAGUGAAUCAGAGUCGACACACGAACCCAAACCAUCAUUCCCAGCAAACAAGAUGUUACGAUUGAUGCGUUCUCCAGCCAUCGGCUCCUCCAUGCCGCAAAGCAUUGCUCAAACCUAUGUACGCAGUUUGGGCAGCGUUGUUGCACAACCCAAGCUGAAGGAUGUCGGUGUUAUGAAUGAGCCCAUAUUGAGUUAUCGAAAAAACUCCGAGGAACGCAAAGCCUUGCAACAGGCACUGAAGAGUACUGCCGCCAAAUGUGAGGAGGUGCCCAUUGUCAUUGGCGGCAAGGAGUACAAAACGGACAAGGUGAUGCAUCAGGUGAUGCCACACAAUCAUGCGCACAAACUGGCGCAGUUCUACUAUGCCGAUAAGAAACUAUUGGAGAAGGCCAUCAAAACGGCCGUGGAGACGCAGACAAAAUGGGACCGAGUACCGCUGGAGGAUCGCUUACAGAUUUGGGAACGUGCCGCUGACUUAAUGGCGGGCAAAUAUCGUCAGGAGUUGAAUGCAGCCACCAUGUUGGGUCAGGCUAAGACGGCCAUUCAAGCGGAAAUCGAUUCGUCCGCUGAGCUCAUCGAUUUUAUACGCAUUCACGCCUAUUUUCUCAAGGAGUGCGUCAAAUACGAGCCCAUCAGCGAGAACAUAAAGGUCACGAAGAACUCGAUGCGUUAUCGUGGCAUUGAUGGAUUUAUAGCCGCCGUCAGUCCAUUCAACUUUACCGCCAUUGGUGGCAACUUGGCCUACACGCCCGCAUUGAUGGGCAAUGCUGUGCUGUGGAAGCCCUCGGACACGGCUCUACUGUCCAAUUGGCGGAUUUUCAACAUUAUGCGCGAGGCUGGUGUGCCCGAUGGUGUCGUGAACUUUGUGCCUGCAGAUGGCCCAGUGUUUGGUGACACAAUAACCGCCUCGCCUCACUUGGCGGGCAUCAAUUUCACCGGCUCUGUGCCCACAUUCAAUCGACUGUGGAAGCAAGUGGGCAAUAAUCUGGAUACAUAUGUUAACUUCCCGCGCCUCAUUGGCGAAUGUGGCGGCAAAAAUUUCCACUUUGUGCACGCGUCAGCGGAUGUUGAGUCCGUGGUCACCUCGACAAUACGCUCAGCCUUUGAGUACAGCGGCCAGAAGUGUUCGGCAUGUUCCCGCAUGUAUGUGCCCGAGUCGCUGUGGCCACAGAUCAAGGCUGGAUUGCUGAGCGAAGUGGGCAAACUAAAGAUUGAUGAUGUGCAGGACAUGAGCACUUUCACAUCGGCUGUUAUCGAUGACAAAGCAUUUAAACGCAUUACCAGCUACAUUGAGCAUGCCAAAAAGAGUCCCAAUUUGGAGAUUCUUGCUGGCGGCACGUAUUCCGAUAGCAAGGGCUACUUUAUAAAUCCAACCAUAGUGCAAAGCAAAGAUCCCAAAGAUCGCAUUAUGACUGAGGAAAUCUUUGGACCCGUGGUUACUAUUUACGUAUAUAAGGAUUCAGAUCUGCAGGAGACCAUGAAACUGGUGCAUACCUCAACACCAUUCGCUCUGACCGGCGCAGUCUUUGGACAGGAUGAAGAUUUUAUCAGAUGCGCUCUGGAAGAAUUCAAAAUAGCAGCUGGCAAUUUCUAUAUCAAUGACAAGUGCACGGGAUCUGUGGUGGGACAACAGCCAUUUGGAGGCGGCCGCAAGUCGGGCACCAAUGACAAGGCAGGUGGGCCACAUUAUAUACUGCGCUGGUCAUCCCCGCAGUCGAUUAAGGAGACGUUUGUGCCCUUGCGUGACAUUAACUAUCCCUACAUGUCCGAAUAGGAGUGAACGAGAAAGAAUUACAAAAACAAAAGCAAAAGCAAAAACAAAAACAGGAAUCUCAUAUAAACUACUAACUCAUAUAUAUGCUUUAUAUAAAGGGAUUGUAUAUGUAUUUUGUUGAUAUAUUUUUAAAACACGCACCUUCAUCCCACUAUGCCCUUGUAUAACCAAUACAUUUGUAUGUAGUUAAAUGUUAUAUCGAAUCUCUGCUGUAUUUUUAUCGCCUCGAACAAGCAAAUGCCCGAUGAAGUUGUAAAUUGAUAUGCUGAUUACAUUUUAAAACCUCACACUACACACAAAUAAAAUGUAGCUCGAAUAUUAUAAUACCUACUAAAUUAUAUAAAGUAAAGUUUUACAACCAAUUGUGAUUAUUUAAUUAUAUAAUUUAUAAUUAUUUUCCGUUAUUCUGCUUUGCCGUCAUGGCCAACGCAAUAAAGUUACACCUAGUUACUAUUGCUAUAAACUAUAUAUGCAGAUAUAUGUAUAUAAAUGGCAACGUUCGCAUACCCUAAACAUACAAGCAAACAACUUGACAAUACAUUUUCAAUACUAAAUGUGAAUAUAAUACGGAAAAUGAAACAUAUGAACAAAAUCGAUACGAAGUUACGAUAAACACAAUAUUGAAAUUCAGUAAAAUAAAAUGAUAAAUUCAAAAUUAA